Messenger RNA from Fomitiporia mediterranea MF3/22, 360 nucleotides. RefSeq lists its product as uncharacterized. Gene Ontology annotation, cellular component: plasma membrane; eisosome filament. The transcript has 3 exons. Gene Ontology annotation, biological process: endocytosis; negative regulation of protein kinase activity; eisosome assembly. NCBI's taxonomy places the organism in Eukaryota, Fungi, Basidiomycota, Agaricomycetes, Hymenochaetales, Hymenochaetaceae. Gene Ontology annotation, molecular function: lipid binding. The annotation marks the transcript as partial. The record is from RefSeq and is a predicted model, not a curated record.
AAGCACAAAAGCCUUCAGCAGCAGACGGAGCUGCUUAAUAACCUUCGCGAUCAAAUACGAAAUCUGGACUAUGAGAUCCUGUCCGAGGAGGCUAAGCUCGGCGAUUUUAAGCGGUCUUCAACGAAGAAUUGGAUGAUGUUGAAGUUUGGAGGACUUUUGGAAUGUGCUGAGAAAGCGACUAUUGUCGCAGAAAUGGGAAAACUAGCUAUUGAGGAAAUUCCUCUCGAUGUCACGCAACCGGGUCAGCCCAGAAGUUUCUAUACCGGCCACGAUAAAACGGAGAAACUUGUAAUUGAAGCACAGCGGUGCAUUUCCGAGAUCGUAUUCGAUCCUCAACUAUCCGCACCAUUGGCCCUAGGC